AUGACCAAAAGACAGGCGGAGCUGUCGCUAGAGCAAGAAGCUGCGGUCGGCUCUCCAGCCUCUAAAAAGGCGCGCACGGAGAGUGACAACCAGCAGGAAGAUGACCCGCGUCAUGGAGCACUACCCUUGCGCCGAGCACCAGGACAAGAGAUGGAGGACGAUGAACACCGCGGAAUGAAUAUCCUUGCAGCUGCGGAUCAAGAGGGAGAGGAGCUUCAAGAAGCAGCGCAGGUAGAUGAGCCGGAGGACGACGAAGAUGAGGACGACGACCGGCCUGCAAUUGUGGCCCCCCAACGCCAAAGUGCUCCGAUGGAAGGAUACAGCGAUCUCUACCUAGAUACGAUCAAUCGACACAUCCUCGACUUUGACUUCGAGAAAUUGUGCUCCGUGAGUUUAUCAAAUAUCAACGUGUACGCUUGCCUUGUGUGUGGGAAAUACUUUCAGGGCAGGGGUCCUAAGUCCUACGCGUACUUCCAUGCCCUGGAAGUUUCACAUCAUGUCUUUAUAAACAUGGGAACGAAGAAGGUCUACGUCUUGCCCGAAGGAUAUGAGGUGAAAAAUAAGAGCUUGGAUGAUAUUAAAUACGUCGUCGACCCAUACUACACCAAGGACGAGGUCGCAAAACUGGACAAAGUAGUCACAGAUGCAUUCGACUUGUCGGGGAGACGCUAUCGACCAGGCUUUGUUGGUAUGAACAAUAUCAAGGCCAACGACUAUUUGAACGUCGUGGCUCAGGCUCUUGCCCAUGUCCUUCCCAUCCGCAAUUACUUUCUCCUCCACGAGUUUCCACAACCAGGUACACCUCAGCUGGUCCUGCGUUUUGGUACACUUGUGCGCAAGCUCUGGAACCCCAAGGCUUUUCGUUCUCACGUGUCCCCUCACGAACUCUUGCAAGAAGUCGCUUUACGUUCAUCCAAGCGGUUCACCCUCACUCAGCAGUCUGACCCAGUGGAAUUUCUAUCCUGGUUUUUGAACAACCUACAUCUUGCGCUUGGCGGCUCCCGAAAACCAUCUAAGACACCAACCAGUGUUGUUCACGCUGCUUUUCAAGGUCAUCUCCGAAUUGAAAGCCAGGCAAUCACAGCACACUCAGAUACCCAGAACGCCCGCCUGGUCUUCACCGAAUCCGGUACCAUUAACAGUCAAACGACCCCCUUCCUCAUUCUCACCCUAGACCUCCCCCCAACACCCCUAUUCCAAUCCGCGAACAGGGAAUCUAUCAUCCCUCAAGUACCCCUCACCACUCUCCUGAACAAAUACAAUGGCAUUACCGCCUCCGAGAAACUCGCCCACCGUGUCCGCCACCGCCUCCUCCACCCGCUCCCCCCUUAUCUCAUGUUCCACAUCAAGCGAUUCAGCAAGAACAGAUUUGUCUCAGAGCGCAACCCAACCAUCGUCACUUUCCCGUCCCCGCGCUCGCUUGACAUGUCGCCCUACGUAGAACCCAACCCAGAGAUCUGGCCUCCGGGCGAGCCGAUCCUCUACGACCUGGUAGCAAACAUCAUCCUCGACCCCAUGAUUACCGCUCCCGGUGGAACGGAGGACGCUGCUGAAAAGGGCGUCAAUGCAGCGUCGGGCGGCGGCGCCUCGUCCAGCGGUGCCGGUGCGGGGACUGAGAAGGUCUCGUGGCUCGUCCAGCUGCAUGAUAAAGCCAUGGCUGCUGAGAAUACCAGUAUCCAGAAUGAGCAGCAUAGCGGGGAACAGCGCGGUCCGGAGUGGCUAGAGAUCCAGGACUUGUUUGUUAAGCGCGCCGAGAGUGAGACGCUUUUCACCAAGGAAGGGUAUCUUAUGGUUUGGGAGCGAAGGAGGGUUCCGGGAAUGAAAAAGAAGGGGAAAACUGCUCCGAAGUGA
Molecule: messenger RNA, 1851 nt
Organism: Aspergillus nidulans FGSC A4
Lineage: Eukaryota; Fungi; Ascomycota; Eurotiomycetes; Eurotiales; Aspergillaceae
Product: mRNA splicing protein SAD1
Exons: 2
Coding region: 1-1851 (616 amino acids)
Biological process (GO): mRNA processing; spliceosomal complex assembly; protein deubiquitination
Cellular component (GO): nucleus
Molecular function (GO): zinc ion binding; cysteine-type deubiquitinase activity
Source: RefSeq, a predicted model, not a curated record